AUGAGCAGUUUUAAGACGGAGAAUCACCUGAAGGUGCACCAGUGGGUGCACACGAGCAAGGAGCCCUAUUGCUGCUCCACCUGCGGCAAGAGCUUUACCCGGGUGUAUGGGCUGCGGGAUCACCAGCGAGUGCACAGCGAUGAGCGGCCGUUCACCUGCUCCGACUGCGGAAAAGGCUUCAAGUCGUCGCCGGACCUGAAGCAGCACAGGCGCAUGCACACUGCGGAGCGGCCCUACACUUGCAAUGAAUGCGGCAAGGGCUUCACCCAGUUCAGAAACCUGCGGGUGCAUCAACGCACCCACACCGGCGAGCGUCCCUAUACCUGCACCCACUGUGGUAAGGGCUUCACCCACUCCACCAGCCUGCUGACCCACCGGCGCAUCCACACCGGGGAGCUGCCCUACACCUGCAGCGACUGCGGCAAGGGCUACACCCGCUCCGACAGCCUGCAUCACCUGCUGAUGCACCAGCGCAUCCACACCGGCGAGCGCCCCUAUACGUGCGGCCAGUGCAGCAAAGGCUUCACCCGUUCCUCGCACCUGCUGUAUCACCAGCACACCCACACUGGUGAGCGCCCCUACAUAUGUACCCAGUGCGGCAAGGGCUUCACCCAGUCCUGUCACCUGCUCGUGCACCAGCGCACCCACACUG
Messenger RNA from Leucoraja erinaceus (little skate), 652 nucleotides. RefSeq names its product zinc finger protein 239-like. Gene Ontology annotation, molecular function: DNA-binding transcription factor activity, RNA polymerase II-specific; RNA polymerase II cis-regulatory region sequence-specific DNA binding. The record is from RefSeq and is a predicted model, not a curated record. NCBI's taxonomy places the organism in Eukaryota, Metazoa, Chordata, Chondrichthyes, Rajiformes, Rajidae. The transcript is spliced from 3 exons. Gene Ontology annotation, biological process: regulation of transcription by RNA polymerase II. The annotation marks the transcript as partial.